AUGAAUAGAAGGGUAGGAAUAGCCGGAAUCAAGGAGCGAGCCCAGAGGCAAGCUGCCUAUGAAAAAAAGCGCAGACAAAUGGACGAUGAUGCCGCCGCACACCUUCAUCGACAGAUGGAAACGGUCAAGUCAUCGUUGGAAUACUUUGCCUCCAAAUACCAGUCGAAAAUUCGGCAAGAUCCAUCGUUUCGUACAGAAUUCCAAUCCAUGUGUGCAAAUAUUGGUGUCGAUCCUCUUGCUUCUAGUAACGGCGUGUGGUCAAAGAUCUUGGGCAUUGGCGACUUCUACUACCACCUUGCUGUUCGAAUCAUUGAGGUAUGCAUGGCGAAUCAGAGAAAAACUGGCGGCCUAAUGCCUCUCGAGGAGCUAAUAUCCGAAUUGAAUAAAACCAAGAGUUCUCGUGAGACCGAUAUUUGCCAAGACGAUGUGGUACGAGCCAUAAAGAAACUCCACUGCCUUGGCAACGGUUUCAAACUAAUUAAUCUUUCUGGUUCUCGUCAGUUGGUCCAGUCUGUUCCCGGUGAACUUAACACGGAUCAGACUCAAGUCUUACAGUUGGCGGAAUCCCGUGAAGCCCAUGUUAGCUUAUCAACCUGCACACGAAAACUGGGAUGGACUGAAGGUCGUGCUAAGUCGGCUCUAGAAUAUCUAAUGCAGGAAGGAAUGGCUUGGGUUGAUGACGGAAAUGAAUGUGGAGAAAGAUGUUACUGGUUUCCAAGUUUACUUUCUACUGAAACUAAUUGA
Messenger RNA from Rodentolepis nana, 744 nucleotides. The record is from the annotation of a GenBank genome assembly. Lineage: Eukaryota; Metazoa; Platyhelminthes; Cestoda; Cyclophyllidea; Hymenolepididae.